AUGGCUCAAAAUGUUUCUAGAAACACAAUCUCUGAAUUUGUUAUCACAGGAUUUGACACUUUAGAAAAGCCAGUUGCUGUUGGUAUUGUUAUACUUAUAGUUUACAUCCUUGUCAUGCUUAGUAACAUUGCAAACAUAUGCUUCAUUAUGUUGGAUCAACGUCUUCAUCAGCCAAUGUACCUUUUCAUCUGCAAUUUAGCAAUUGUGGACAUGCUACACUGUACAAGUUCAUGUCCAACCAUGAUAGGUGUUCUUCUAGCUGGAUAUAAAACCAUAUCAUAUCUACCCUGUUUUCUUCAGAUGUUUGCUUUUGGGUUAGGUUUUGUGAUGGAGCUGUUUACUAUUUCUAUCAUGGCGUUUGACCGUUUAAUUGCCAUAGUCAACCCAUUGCGGUACCAUUCCAUUCUGACAAAUUCCCGCUCUGUUCUGCUCACUUUCUUGCUUUGGAUUCUGGGUUCUGCUUCUAUGGCUAUAGUGCCUGGAACUCUUCUUCCUCUGCCAUUUUGUUACUCAAGUCUGAAAUACAUUUUUUGUGAUUAUGCAGCUGUUGCCAGAGCAACUUGUGUUGAUCCAAAUCCAUAUUUCAAUUUAAUGACAGCUUUGACCUUCUUCUUGCUGUUUGGAACAUUCAGCUUUAUUUGUGUGUCUUAUAUUAAAAUAGUUAUUGUUGUCAUAAAAAUGACCUCAAAUACUAGUAAGAAGAAGGUGUUUAAUACUUGCUUUAGUCACUUAAUAGUCAUAGUUUGCUAUUAUGGACCCAUAUUUGUACUAGUAGUUUUGACUAGAGUAGGAUUAAACUUAACAGUGGAGGAACGAAAUGGUUUGAGAGUUGGGACAAUUCUUGGUCCUUCCUUGUUAAAUCCUUUCGUAUACUGCUUUAGAACUAAAGAGAUCAGAAAUAAAUUAUUAAGAAUAAUGUCUAAAGUUGACCCUGAUGAAUAA
Messenger RNA from Colossoma macropomum (tambaqui), 942 nucleotides. Its product is annotated as olfactory receptor-like protein OLF3. Lineage: Eukaryota; Metazoa; Chordata; Actinopteri; Characiformes; Serrasalmidae. The transcript has a single exon. Gene Ontology annotation, molecular function: G protein-coupled receptor activity; olfactory receptor activity. Gene Ontology annotation, cellular component: membrane. Gene Ontology annotation, biological process: G protein-coupled receptor signaling pathway. Bases 1 to 942 code for a protein of 313 amino acids. The record is from RefSeq and is a predicted model, not a curated record.